This is a messenger RNA of Plectropomus leopardus (leopard coralgrouper), 1589 nucleotides long. It is a transcript of the gene tmem158, whose product is annotated as transmembrane protein 158. Lineage: Eukaryota; Metazoa; Chordata; Actinopteri; Perciformes; Serranidae. The record is from RefSeq and is a predicted model, not a curated record.
UGAGGAUUGCUGAUUGGAAGAUGUGUGUUAAACUGCUGUCCCUGCGCACUGGAGGCUCUCCCCUCACAACUCCUCUGUGUUUUCGAGCUGAGCGCUCACACCUGAAGUGACGGAGAGGGAGAGAAGCUCAGAGAGGCUCCGAGCUGUGAUGACGGCGCUGCCCAUCCUGCCUCUACUGUAAAGCGACUGCAGGGCAAAUUUGGAGAACAAGUCAUACAGCAAAUAUCCAAAGGGAGGGGGGGCGGGCGCAUGUGACAGGCUUUGGACGUUUCCAUUUCUACCAGUCGGGCAGGGAAUUGAAUCUCUCCAUCCAUCGGGAGCUGCGUUGUUAAAAAUCACCGGCGACUGGCAUUUUCCAAACAUUGCACGCCUGCGUCCGUCGCCUGCGGAUCGUCACAGCACCAUGCGAGCAGGAGAGACGCGCCCUGUGCCAUGCUGAACGACUCCCCGACCCUCCUGCUGGCUCUCACAGCGGUGGCCGGACUUCUCCAGCGAUGCCAAGGCUGGAGCGACGAAGACCUCCUCCUGCCGCCCAUCAACUCCUCCAACAGGUUCAUGGCCAACCUGGAGGUGGACGUGCGCUUCGCCAAGAGGUCCGUGGAGGAGAGCGACGCCUCGCCCGACGCCUCCUCCCUGCAGACGCUGUCCCAGUGCAACGUGAGCGUCCAGAGACUUCAGCCCACCUCGCUGGUGGCCCGCUGGGACAGCAGCUUUGGCUUCCAGUGUGAUGUGCUCAUCUACACCACCAACAACCACGGAAGGGCUUUUUUCUCCGCGUCUUUCAACAGGGCGAUCUCGCCUGUCGUCAUCGAGCACCUCGGGGUCACCGGGGGUCAGCAGGAGUUGCGGCUGUGCGUGGGCUGCGGGAUGUCCCGGUACCGGAGAUUUGGUCAGGGCAGGUCGAGGGGCCAGCAGAGCGGAGAUCAGAUCACUUUCUGCUGCGUGGAUUUCAGCCUCGACGAGCUGAAGGGGGACAAAAGUUGGAGGCUGAACAGAAAGCCCAUUGAGUCGACACUUGUGGCUUGUUUCAUGACUUUGGUCAUCAUUGUGUGGAGUGUUGCUGCUCUCAUAUGGCCAGUCCCGAUCAUUGCAGGAUUUCUGCCCAAUGGGAUGGAACAGAGGAGACCGAGAUAAUUAAAAUAAUCUUUAUUAUAAUUAGCCUGUGCUGCCUAUACUAUAACUGUAGCCAUUCAACUGUUCACCUGCACUGUAAAACCUGACAAGUUCAUCUUACUUAAAAUAAUUUUGUAAACCCUCGCCUCGAAAAAGGAAAGUAAAUAUAACCAUUAGUCUUAAUUUACGUUUGCUGUAUAUCUAACUGUUGAGUUUACUCGAAAAUUUUGCUGUAUUUAGGCUACUUAAUUUUGUGAAGUUAUUGCAACUUAAAAAAGGCCAAAUGUGGUUAGCCAAGUGUCAGCAACUACAGUAAAUCAAGUUAGUCUGACUCAAACAAAAAAUAAAAUGAGAUGACUGGUUACUCUGUAAGCUAUGAUCAAAUGUAGGUCACCAACUUGUAUGGGGUGCUGAUGGAAAACAAGAACCAACAGGAUUAAACGGGAGGGAAAUCCAGGCACUCCAAAAGUGUGAAA